CAGUACAACUCAUACGCGGAAGUGUUGAAGAACUUGAAGAAUAUCUAUGACUCCAAUCGUCUUAUGUUAGGCAAAAGGGAUGUCAUCCGAGAGACCGUCGAAACAGAUAUUAAUGGAAAUGUGAUUAAAGUGGACGGAAAAGUGUUGAGAAAAUUUGUGUUAAGCGAUAGUUACAAGUGGUUGACUGUCGGGGAAGUGGUCCAGAGAGUGGAUAAUAUCGCCAAAGGAUUAGUGAGAAGUGGUGUCAAAAGUGGUGAUAAUGUGAUCAUUUGGGCGGACACUCGACUCGAGUGGACUUUAUGUAGUCUAGCACUCGUGAAAAUCAACGCCACUUUGGCCACACUUUACUCAACAUUAGGCACUUCUGGUCUAAUAUACGGCAUAAACCAAACCGAAGCCAAGACUAUAGUCACGACAUUUGAUUUGUUGCCAAAAUUAAAGAGUUUUUUGCCGGAAGUGCCAAAUCUUAAGACAGUAAUCUAUAUGCAGAAUACAAAGGAUCAAGUCGUUGAUAACUUUCCAGAGGAUAUAUCCAUCAAAUCGUUCGAAGAGUUGGAGGAAUCGGGCGCUGAAGACAAGAAUAUUCUUGAAUACCAUUUACCGAAAGACACGAACGAAACGGCAGUUAUAAUGUAUACCUCGGGAACCACUGGCGACCCGAAAGCCGUGUGCAUAUCACACAAAUCACUGAUGGUUACUCUUAAGGGGUGUCUCAGCAAUAGUACCGACGCUGAUAUCAAUGAAUUUGACAGACAUAUGCACCUGUCGUACCUACCAUUGGCCCAUAUUAUGGGCUUUAGUUUCGAAAUGUUUACCCUUUUUGCUGGUAUUAGAGUGGGCUACAGUUCCCCACUGACACUAACGGACUCAUCGCCAGGUCUGGCCACUGGGCAGUCGGGUGACGCGAAACUCCUUAAGCCAACAUUCAUGGCAGCGGUUCCCCUGGUUUUGGACCGAAUGCUCAAAGAAAUAUACGACAAACUCAGCCAAAGAAGUCCAAUAUCUGCACCACUUUUCACAUAUCUAAUGGACUAUAAGAUCCGAUGGAAGGCUCGGGGUUAUGACACACCGAUUAUUAAUAGGUUGCUCUGCGGACGGGUAGCCGAAGCCGUGGGCGGACGACUGGAAUACAUACUGGCCGGUGGGGCGGCCGUCAAUCCCAGGACUCAGGCUAUACUCAAAGCGGCCCUCAAUUGCAAAAUAUCUCAAGGUUACGGGGCGACAGAGGCGGGCGGCGGUGCGAUAGCCAACCACUGGGAUGACCUGGCUUAUAAUACAACCGGCAUUCCCGUAGUGGGCUAUCAAAUGAAGUUAGUCGACUGGCCAGAGGGCGGCUAUUUGGCCACAGAUAAGCCCAACCCUAGGGGCGAGCUAUUGAUAGGCGGCGAUCAGGUGUCGAACGGCUAUUAUAAAGCGCCGGAACUGACGGCCGAGUCGUUUACGACCGAUAGUCGGGGCGUCCGGUGGUUCCGGACGGGAGAUAUCGUUGAGGUGUUGACCGACGGCUCGUUUCGCAUCAUCGAUAGGAAGAAAGAUUUGGCAAAACUCGCGAACGGAGAGUAUAUCUCAUUGGGAAAAAUUGAAUCCACACUCAAGUCGUGUCAAUAUGUGGAGAAUAUCUGUGUUAUAGCCAUAAGUGAUGCCAAUUGUGUGGUGGCUUUAGUCACUCCCAAUCAUAAAUCACUGUUAAGUUUAGGCAAACAAUUAGGAAAACCUAAUACUUAUACGAGAGACCAGUUAUGCGCCGAUCCCUCAGUUUGCGACAAAGUUUGUGAAAGUAUCCGACAAAGCGCUCAAUUGAAUGGUUUGACGAAAAUUGAAAUUCCCGUCAAAAUCAAGUUAUGCGCCGAAGAAUGGACAGCAGAUAACAACAUGAUUACAGCCGCCAUGAAACUCAAGAGGAAUAACGUUACGUCUUAUUAUAAAAGUCACAUCACAGACAUGAUUGACUCAAUCAAUAAGUAA
Molecule: messenger RNA, 1965 nt
Organism: Oppiella nova
Lineage: Eukaryota; Metazoa; Arthropoda; Arachnida; Sarcoptiformes; Oppiidae
Source: the annotation of a GenBank genome assembly